This is a messenger RNA of Medicago truncatula (barrel medic), 1391 nucleotides long. Its product is annotated as protein PALE CRESS, chloroplastic. NCBI's taxonomy places the organism in Eukaryota, Viridiplantae, Streptophyta, Magnoliopsida, Fabales, Fabaceae. Gene Ontology annotation, biological process: leaf development; chloroplast mRNA processing; leaf morphogenesis. The record is from RefSeq and is a predicted model, not a curated record. Gene Ontology annotation, cellular component: etioplast; chromoplast; proplastid. The coding region runs from base 155 to 1117 and encodes 320 amino acids. The transcript has 7 exons.
UCAUUGUUUUUUGUCUUAAAAAGUUAUCGUAAUACUCAUUUCUCUCGGUUCCUACUCCUACCGAACAUAUCUGCUGUGACCGUGUCUCAUAAUUGAUGUUCGACUCAGUGAGACAAACCAAGAAGAAGCAAGGGUUUAACUCAUUAAUUUCUUUAUGGGGAUGAAUUUCCUCUCUCUAACCUCUACUUCUCUCUCUUUCCUUCCGGUUUAUUCUUCAUCCCUUCUUACUGCAACACCUUCUCCAUAUCCCUCUUUUUUUUCAUAUAAGUGCACUUCCACACCAGUUUUAAGAACAUGUGUCAACAAGGAAAAGGAAGAGGUGCUUCUAGAAGGGAUGCCUUCUCACUACUAUGAUGAUGAAUGGCAAGCCCGACAACGUGAAAAGACCAAGGAGUUGCAUCGAAGACGCAGAGAAGAAGAAGAGGAAGAAGAGAGAAAGAUUGAAGAGUAUCGUGAAGUUGGCAUGCGGCUGAAGGAAUACCCUGAAGAAGAUGUUAGAAAAGCAAGGAAAUUGAUUUCAAGCUUCAUAAGAGCCGCUGAAGAAGUAGAAGAGAAAAUUGAGGAAGCUGCUGAGAGAGGAGAACUUACCGAACUUGUUUUGAUGGUCAUAUGGAAUCGCCUUGAUCUUGCUCGGCGUGAUGAUGAAAAGGAUGCUAUAAGAAGUCUGGAUCUGUUAUACAGAAGGGUUGAGACUGAGAUCUUGAAACGAGAGGCUACCCCUGCAAUGAGAUUGCUCAACGAUCUUUUGAUUAUGUAUGAUGGCUUUAAUUUUGACGAGUGGCUAAAGAAAUGUAAAAAGAUCAUGAUUGAUACAUUCCCAAGGGAGGAUCCAUAUAGCAUUCUUGUUCCCCCUGGAUUUGAGUCAUUUGAUAUAGAUCAGCAUCACGGGCCAUUGCGUCCAUCACUUGAAGUUGAUGAUAAUACUCUUUUGAGGAUUGAUUUUGUAAGGGAGGUUGAUGAAUUGCUGCAAGACGUUCGAUCGGAACAGGAUGAAGAAGAGAAUGAACAAGAGCUUAAUGCUGAAUCAGUUGCUAAUAUUUUAAAACAGCAGGAGAAGCAGCAAACGAUACGCCAAGUAGAAGCUCUACUAGAUUUAGCUAUUAGUUUGAACUGGUAGCUAUUCGUUCCAUGUUUGUAUUUUGAUUUACAUACAUCGGUUCAGUUGUCCUACAGUUUAUAGUGUUAAAUAAAAAUUAGUAUGCAUUGCAUUUGCAGUCCAAGUAGCUUCACUGUGUUGUAUUUUUCCCCCUUGUAAGGAUGUAAAAUUUAGUAACAGCAGAAAUGACACACAAAUGUAGGCAUGACAGUUUAGGGUGAUGAGAAUCUUUUGGGUGAUAAUGUGUUUUUAAAGGUAAAGACAUGUUAAAAGUUGAGUUUUUGAUUUUUCAUUA